This is a messenger RNA of Phacochoerus africanus (Common warthog), 1671 nucleotides long. RefSeq names its product potassium voltage-gated channel modifier subfamily S member 1 (gene KCNS1). The record is from RefSeq and is a predicted model, not a curated record. Lineage: Eukaryota; Metazoa; Chordata; Mammalia; Artiodactyla; Suidae. The transcript is spliced from 2 exons. The coding region runs from base 16 to 1512 and encodes 498 amino acids. Gene Ontology annotation, molecular function: delayed rectifier potassium channel activity; protein binding. Gene Ontology annotation, biological process: protein homooligomerization; potassium ion transmembrane transport; regulation of delayed rectifier potassium channel activity. Gene Ontology annotation, cellular component: voltage-gated potassium channel complex; membrane.
CGGUGCACCGCAGCCAUGGUGAGCGAAUCCCCAGGACCCGGCACCCGGGUCCCUUGGCGGCGAAGUGACGAGGCUCUGCGCGUGAACGUGGGCGGCGUGCGGCGGCGGCUGAGCGCACGCGCCCUGGCGCGCUUCCCGGGCACGCGGCUGGGUCGCCUGCAGGCUGCGACGUCCGAGGAGCAGGCACGACGCCUGUGCGAUGACUACGACGCGGCGGCGCGCGAGUUCUACUUUGACCGGCACCCGGGCUUCUUCCUGGGCCUGCUGCACUUCUACCGCACCGGCCACCUGCACGUCCUCGACGAGCUGUGCGUGUUCGCCUUCGGCCAGGAGGCCGACUACUGGGGCCUGGGCGAGAGCGCCCUGGCCACGUGCUGCCGCGCGCGCUACCUGGAGCGGCGCGUGGUGCGGCCGCGCGCCUGGGACGAGGACAGUGACACGCCGAGCAGCGUGGACCCGUGCCCAGACGAGAUCUCCGACGUGCAGCGCGAGCUGGCGCGCUACGGGGCGGCGCGCUGCGGCCGCCUGCGCCGCCGCCUGUGGCUCACCAUGGAGAACCCGGGCUAUUCGCUGCCCAGCAAGCUCUUUAGCUGCGUCUCCAUCGGCGUGGUGCUCGCCUCCAUCGCCGCCAUGUGCAUCCACAGCCUGCCCGAGUACCAGGCCCGCGAGGCGGCAGCCGCUGUGGCGGCGGUGGCCGCGGGCCGCGGCGCGGAGGGCGUGCGCGAUGACCCGGUGCUGCGGCGCCUCGAGUACUUCUGCAUCGCCUGGUUCAGCUUCGAGGUGUCGUCGCGCCUCCUGCUGGCGCCUAGUACGCGCAACUUCUUCUGCCACCCGCUCAACCUCAUUGACAUUGUGUCGGUGUUGCCCUUCUAUCUCACGCUGCUGGCCGGCGCGGCGCUCCGAGACCGAGGCGGUGCAAGCGGCGAGGAGCUGGGCGACCUGGGCAAAGUGGUGCAGGUGUUCCGUCUCAUGCGCAUCUUCCGCGUACUCAAGUUGGCGCGCCACUCCACCGGGCUGCGCUCGCUGGGCGCCACGCUCAAGCACAGCUACCGUGAGGUGGGCAUCCUGCUGCUGUACCUUGCCGUGGGGGUGUCCGUGUUCUCCGGCGUGGCCUACACAGCCGAGAAGGAGGAGGAUGUGGGCUUUGACACGAUCCCAGCCUGCUGGUGGUGGGGCACAGUGAGCAUGACCACCGUGGGCUACGGGGAUGUGGUCCCAGUGACGGUGGCUGGCAAGCUGGCAGCCUCAGGCUGCAUCCUGGGGGGCAUCCUGGUGGUGGCACUCCCCAUCACCAUCAUCUUCAACAAGUUCUCCCACUUCUACCGGCGCCAGAAGGCUCUGGAGGCCGCCGUGCGCAACAGCGACCACCAGGAGUUUGAGGAUUUGCUGAGCAGCAUUGAUGAGGUGUCAGAGGCGUCUCUGGAGACAUCCCGUGAGACCUCCCAGGAAGGAAGAUCUGAAGACCUGGGGGCCCAGGCCUCCAAAGGGCCUCCAAACUCUCAGGUUUAUUAAAACCAGGGUUCCAUGCCCCCACUCCCACCCCCUACAUUCAGCUGAAAUGGAGCAGAGAUUCCUGCACUGCUUAAGUUCUCCCUGGAAGCAUCACCUCGCAGGAUCAUUCAUUUUGGCCUCAAAAAUGGCACAGGAGGCUGGGUCCUUUCCUUCAAAGAU